Molecule: messenger RNA, 693 nt
Organism: Rotaria sordida
Lineage: Eukaryota; Metazoa; Rotifera; Eurotatoria; Philodinida; Philodinidae
Source: the annotation of a GenBank genome assembly
AUGCGUUUGAUUAAGUCUCUUUUUCUUGUAUUUUUGGUGUUAUAUUUUAUUGCCGGUCUUUCACUUCUUAUUACCGGUAGUGUUGCUCAUCGACAUGCUGCACAAUAUGCCGAAAUUACUGGUAAUUCGAUUAUGUCUGGUGCUGGUUUUAUUAUUGCAUUAGGUGUUUUUAUUAUUAUCUUAUCAGUUCUUGGUUUUCUUGGAGCAUUUAAUAAUCGUUUAGGAUUAUUACAACUUUUUAUUGGUUCAUUAGCGUUAAUUAUAUUACUUCAAUUCAUUGCUGCUAUUGUUGGAUUUACGCUUCGUAACAAGGCUGAUGCUACAUUAAAGAAUAAAUUAUAUAGUUCAUUAACAGCAUAUACACCAGAAAAUUAUGAGGUUGUAACAGAAUGGGAUCGUCUUCAACGACAAUGGUCAUGUUGUGGUGUGGAUAGUUCGGAAGAUUGGAUACAGAGAGCUAGACUUAGUAAAGUGCCGGAUUCAUGUUGUCUUAAAAUUGAUUGUCAACCAGUUACAGAAAAUGGAACGGUUCAUUUUAAUCAAGGUUGUUAUGAAUCAGCUCGUAAUUUAUUCUUUCGAUAUUCUAAAGCCUUAGGUGGAGUUUCACUCUUCUUCUUCUUUGUUGAAAUUGCUGGAAUGGUAUUGGCUAUUAUGCUCUUACGAGAUUUGAAGAAUAAUUAUGGAAGUGUUUAA